Molecule: messenger RNA, 768 nt
Organism: Phialemonium atrogriseum
Lineage: Eukaryota; Fungi; Ascomycota; Sordariomycetes; Cephalothecales; Cephalothecaceae
Product: dimeric alpha-beta barrel
Exons: 1
Coding region: 1-768 (255 amino acids)
Source: RefSeq, a predicted model, not a curated record
AUGUCCGACCACGGCUAUGUUGCGGCGAAGUCCAACCUGCCCCAGCCUGCCUACCGGCAAGAAGCCUAUCCAGGGGGGAUGCUCUUCGUCCUCUCCAGCGCCAAAGGCUCCCCGGUCGACGAAGAAAGAUUUAACACCUGGUACGACACCGACCACGGGCCGCUGCGGCGGUCGUGUCCAGGUGUCCUCGACGCGACACGAUACCAAGCGACCGACGGCAGACUGCCCGAAUGGCUCGCCACCUACGAGCUGACAUCUCCCGAUGUGCUGCAAUCCAAGCAAUACAAAGCGCAGUGGGCAAAUCAGCCCGAGUGGGAGAAGAAGAUGUUGGGGGAUCUCGCGAUUUUGGACCGGCGCGUGUACCGCUUCAUCUCCCGCAAGACAGCCCUGGACUACACUGCCCGCGCAAGGGAGGGACACAUCUUCCAGUACGUGGGGAUUGAGCCGUCGGCUCGUUUAGGUACUACCGAGCUCGAUCGGUGGUACGCUGAAGAGCACAUACCGCUCCUAUCGAGCGUGCCUGGGUGGUUGCGGAGCACGCGACUAGAGUUGGUCGAUGCAGCGGGUGCGGCAGGCAGUCGAGUCAACGCAAACGAGGACAAAAUCCCACAGUUCAUUGCCAUUCACGAGUGGGACACUGCUCAAAUCUUCGAGCACUCGGAGUUCAAGCGGGCGAUUAGCACGGAGUGGAGGAAUAGUGUGAUGGAGAGGCAGAACAAGGAUAAGGAGGAAAGGAGAACCUGGCAGCUGUACAAGAAGUGGGAAUAA